Molecule: messenger RNA, 732 nt
Organism: Cladophialophora psammophila CBS 110553
Lineage: Eukaryota; Fungi; Ascomycota; Eurotiomycetes; Chaetothyriales; Herpotrichiellaceae
Exons: 2
Coding region: 1-732 (243 amino acids)
Biological process (GO): attachment of spindle microtubules to kinetochore
Cellular component (GO): spindle microtubule; DASH complex
Source: RefSeq, a predicted model, not a curated record
AUGGCUCUCCUUGCGAACCAUUUGGAGCAGAUUUCGCUGUCUGCAAAGUCUAUAUCCGAGCUGGAACUACCCCCACCCAAGAUCUUUACAAAUGCUCUGCUCAACAAUCAGGAGAUCACCACCCUGAUUCGCGAUACCGAACCUCAUGAGCGUGCCCUCUUUUCAAUUGACCCCAAUGCUCUCAGCAGAAAUCGUCAGCAGAACGGCUUCGUGCCUAUCGACACUAAAAGCGGUCAUCAGGGUCGCAAGAGUGGGUUUCCUUCCGCCCAUCCCAUUAAACAAUCGGCGGUCUCACGGCUGCUGGGCAAAGAGAUGCUCCAGGAAAUAAGGCAGUCCAGUAGUGCACGAUCUCGUGAAGGAGUCAACGUUGAAGUCCUGCUUCGCGGGGCAGAAAAGCUUUGUGAGGUAUAUACCGUCGCAGGAGCAACAGACAGGAUUCGAGUCCUCCGCAACCGUCACCGAGAAGUCGCUGGCUCCAUAGCGAUGCUCGAGGAGAAAGUUUCUAAGCAACAGUCGCUUUUAGACCGCAGGAAUCUGGCAUUGAACUCUGAAGAAAGAGAAGAUGAGCAGGAUCAAGAGCAAGACCCUAUGGGCCACAAUGACACUCUCGGCUUUCUGGAAGAGGAUUUCCAGGUUGAAGAGGAGGAAAUUCGCGAGUUAGAGGCUAGGAAAAAGGCCUUGGAGGAACGUGUCUCCGACAUGGAAAGAGAUCUCGGCGGGCUUCUCAAAUGA